AUGUCCACAGAGGAGCCGCCGGUGUACCUUGCCACAUACUCCAACACAGAGGUUUAUGAGUCCAUAAUAAACGAAUGUCCUCUUAUGAGGCGGUGCAAAGAUGACUGGGUCAAUGCCACCCAGAUCCUUAAAUGUUGUAACUUUCCCAAGGCUAAGAGAACUAAAAUCUUGGAAAAAGGCGUCCAACAAGGAAUGCAUCAGAAGAUUCAGGGAGGAUACGGAAGGUUCCAAGGAACAUGGAUUCCUCUUCCUGAUGCUCAACGUCUUGCCACUGGCUACGGUAUGAAUGCUGACAUGGCUCCCGUUUUGUUUUUUGACCCUGCCAACCCAGGGUUUCAGCUUCUGAAAAAAGCCAAAGAUCCUCCCAAUAAAGAUGGAACUCCUGUCAAGAGAAAAUAUGUCAAGAAGAAGAAGCCUGAUGGAACCACCCCCAAGAAGUUCAAGCGUGACGACCAGUUUUCUGAGUUUAACCAAACAGACUCGUUUAACUCGGUUUCCAGAAUGCCUUCUCACUUGUCGAGUUUUUCAAAUGGUGGGUCUAUGCCAGUUCAGUACCCAGUGAAUGGCUCGUUCGUGCAACAGGACUAUAUGCCUGGGUCCCAGAACAUGGCGUUCAAUCCGAAUGCUCCCAUGAACAAUGACUACCAGUCGUACCAAAUGCAGAUGCAGAUGCAAAUGCAACAACCACCUCAACCACAGGUGCCUCAAUCGCAGUUCAACUAUGGAUAUUCUCAACAGCAACAGCAACAGCAACAGCAACAGCAGCCGCAACAGCAACCAAUGAAUCAUCCUCAAUUCAUGGGGCUGUUCCACCAUUCAAAGAUGCCCUCUUCUCAGUCUACAAACGAGACUACUUGGUCGCAAGAUGAGAACAAUAAAGAAUCUGACACUUCUUUAUCUUCCAAUGAAGAGAUGAAGAAACCAAAGGAGUCAUAUGCUGCUCAAUUGCUUAAAUUCUUCAGUGAAGAAAAUGGUGCUAUUCCAUACUUUGUCCAUAACCCUCCCUAUGAUUUUAACAUUAAUGAGGCUAUUGAUGACGAAGGUCAUACGCCAUUGCAUUGGGCUGCGUCGAUAGGGAACUAUAUGAUGAUCCAUCUUUUGAUGUCCAAGGGAGCUAAUCCAUUGGUGGUUAACAACUUUGGAUUGAACCCUUUGUCUAAGUUGAUUUCUUUCAAUAAUUGUUUUGAGUUGAAAAACUUUCCUAAAGUGUUAGACGACUUGGAAAUCUGUCUCAUAAACACGGAUAUCAAUGGAAGAACCCCCUUGCAUUACUUGUGUCAAUUUUCCAAGGUUCCUUCUAAAUACGAUAGUUUGAGGUAUUAUAUGGGAAUGCUUUUGGGCAAAUUGACCUCCAUGAACAAUCAAAGUGCUAACAACAAGUCUAUUAAUCUUCUCAAGAAUGUAUUAGACCACCAGGAUGUUAAUGGAGACACUUCCCUCCACUUAGCUGCUAAAGCCGGCUGCUCAAGACUUGUGAAAUACUUAUUGAGUUAUAACGCCAGAGACGAUCUAUACAAUGUUAAUCAGGAGACUGCCAAACAGAUAAUCAUGAGAGAUAAUCUUUUAGCAUCCAAAGACUCACCUCCACAUUCAGAACCAACGCACAUAGACACUAUUCAUCCAACUUCACAUUUGGAAGUUGCUGCUCCCAUCAAACAGCUAUCAACUCCUACUCAAAGUCGAUCCAAUGUUUUGGAAACUCCAGACACGCAAAGGACAACCUUACAGGAUGAUGAUGACGACGAUCACCAUAGAAAUGCCCGAGUCGAUAAAGAACAACUCAAUCAGUUGUUGAAGAGCACGGUGGACGACGAUAAGGAGAAUAUUUUCCUUGAUUCUAUGAAACCCUUUGACUCCAUGUCAACACCUAUUCAAGCCACCAAGAGCCAUUCCUACUUGGGAGGUUCUUUGACACAUCAACCAUUAGCAGUGAUAUCGGAAAGAACCGCAGAAAGCACUCCAAUGGCUGUUGAUCCCCAAGGUCAUGAAUCCAUAAAAGCCCAGAUCAGGGAAGAUGAUUCGCCUGAAUCAUAUCUCGUCAAACCACCCUCUUUGGACGAAGACGGAAACAUAGUCGAGGCAACUUUACCAGAAGUGUUAUUUAAGGUCGACGAUAUUUCCCAAAUGGUUUCCGUCAUGGUUAAGUCGUUAGCAGACUCUUACAAAGACAGCAUGAGAGAUUUGGAAGAAGAAGAGUCCAAUGUCAGAAAGCAAAUCAGCGAAAAGGAAGCUUCCAAUGAGAAGCUUUUGUACAACAGUACGUUCAGUCUAACCAAAAUUGGGAUCGAUGAAGUUUCCAACCUUUCUGAUGCGGAUGCUCUGAUGACCGACUUUGCGCUACUUCAAGAAACUUUGGUGAAAAACAAGGAAACAGUGUUGGCCAACAAACUUGAAAAAGUUCAAGCAUUUCAAUUGGCAAGCUUGGUUUCGAGUAACGAACAACUUAGUGAUGAAGAUGAUAGCAUAUCCAAUGACCACCUGAACAAAUUCGGCUUGGCGGUAGAGUUGUCGAGUUUGCAGAUAGAACGGUCAGGUUUAUUGAGUCGCUUGACGGAAAAGAUCAAACUUCAUGGUAUUGAUGACAAAAUGUACAAGUACCGUAAGCUAAUCAGCUUAAGUUGUGGUUUGAAUGUCGAAGAAAUAGAUUGUUUGAUCGAUGGUAUCGAAGAGUCCCUCAUGGAAACUUCCGGUGGAAAAGCUUAA
Molecule: messenger RNA, 2703 nt
Organism: Yamadazyma tenuis ATCC 10573
Lineage: Eukaryota; Fungi; Ascomycota; Pichiomycetes; Serinales; Debaryomycetaceae
Gene: SWI4
Product: SBF complex DNA-binding subunit
Cellular component (GO): MBF transcription complex; SBF transcription complex
Molecular function (GO): DNA binding; protein binding; transcription regulator activity
Source: RefSeq, a predicted model, not a curated record